Molecule: messenger RNA, 2949 nt
Organism: Melanotaenia boesemani (Boeseman's rainbowfish)
Lineage: Eukaryota; Metazoa; Chordata; Actinopteri; Atheriniformes; Melanotaeniidae
Product: zinc finger protein 226-like
Exons: 2
Coding region: 348-2375 (675 amino acids)
Biological process (GO): regulation of DNA-templated transcription
Molecular function (GO): RNA polymerase II cis-regulatory region sequence-specific DNA binding; DNA-binding transcription factor activity, RNA polymerase II-specific
Source: RefSeq, a predicted model, not a curated record
AUUAAAAUCGGAAAUUGGAUUUGGUUAUAAAAAAUUGGAGAUUUUAUUUUUAGGCUAUAUCGCCCAGCCCUAUUGGGGAGUACAGACAAAGUAGCACAACCACAUUUUUAAAUGUUUGAACCUAUAAGGCUAUCUGAGUACAGUAUUUGUGGAUGAAAACUUUGUCAUAAGGAGGCCUUCAGAGCGAAGCGGUGUGUGUUUAUAUAGCAGAAAUAUAUAUUCUGGUGGAACACUGGCUUUUCAGUGGAAAAUAUUAAGUUUCUUCUGCUACUCUCAAGAAAAACUUAACAUGCUCUUUGUAGUUUUAGCUGAGGGUUGUAAAGAGGAGAAUUACAGGUGGAGCAGGGAUGCCUCAAAGGAGAAUCCUUCAACCAGAUGACUCCAGAGGGCUGGGUUUGAUGCCCCCCGUACCUGCAGCAUCCACAUCAGAACUGGAGCAGACAAAAGACAAGACAGAUCUCAUGUUAGCUGCAGAUGUGCAGCAGGUUGUGGUGAUAAAAGAAGAGGUUCCCUGGAGCUCCAGUCUGGACCAGCGGGACCCAGAACCCCUCCACAUUAAAGAGGAGGAGGAGGAAUUCUGGACCAGUCAGGAGGGAGAGCAGCUUCAUGGACAGAAAGAGACUGAUUUCAGCAGGUUGUCAUUAAAUAUUGUGACUGUAAAGAGUGAAGAUGAUGAUGAAGAAGAACCUCAGUCCUCACAGCUUCAUCAAAUCAGAACUGAAGACAGCAGAGAGACAGAACCUCCAACCAGCAGCUCAGAUAACCAGAUGACAACAGAAACCGAUGAAGCGGACUGUGGAGGAGCAGAGGUUGACUCUUCUGAAACUGGAGUCACUUAUUAUGAUAAUGAUGAUGAAGAUUGGCAGAAACCUUUGCUCAGUUCUGAACCUCAAAGAGAAGACGCUGACCCCGAUAUGGCUGUCCAUGAGGCUGAAAAGCCAUAUGACUGUGGUGUUUGUGGUGAACAGUUUAUGGGAAAAACACAGCUUCAACUGCACCUGAGAGCUCACAAAGGAGAGCGCUGCUACAGCUGUGACAUUUGUAGCAAAAGAUUUUUCAUAAGGGAACUUCUACAUGUACACAUCCGAGCCAACCAUAAGUGCAGCAAGUGUCAGAAAAUAUUUAGAUAUCGGUGCCUCCUGAAGAAUCACAUGGCGGUCGUCCACACAGAUGUGUGUCCAUUUAACUGUGAUAUUUGUGGUAAAAGGUUUAAACAAAAAUACUAUCUCAACAAACAUUUGCGUGUUCAUGCAGAAAACAAACCGUAUCAGUGUGACAGCUGUGAGAAGAAAUUUACAUGUCUGUAUUAUUUAAAGAUACACAUGAGAGUCCACAUAGGUGAAAAACCGUUUAUCUGUGAUGUUUGUGGUAAAAGUUAUACCACAAAGGGAAAACUUAACCGGCAUUCCGUCAUCCACACUAAAAGCGAACUGUUCAGUUGUGAGUAUUGCAGUAAAAAGUUUACCCUAAAGACUCGUCUUCAGGUGCACGUCCAGACCAGCCACAAGUGCAGUAAGUGUCUGAAAACAUUUAGAUAUCGGUGCCUUCUGAAAAAUCACAUGACGGUAGCCCACACCGAUGAAUAUCCAUUUCACUGUGAAAUUUGUGGUAAAAAAUUCAAACGAAAAUACGAUCUUCCAAUUCAUUUGCGUGCCCACGCAAACAAAAACAAACCGCAUCAUUGUGACACAUGUGGGAGGAGUUUUACGUGCCUGUCUUAUCUAAAGAUGCACAUGGUUGUCCACACGGGGGAAAAACCUUUUACUUGUGAUGUUUGUGGCAAAAGCUACACCACAAAGGGGAAUCUAAAAACACAUUCUGUUGUUCAUGCUAAAAACAAGCUUCGUUGUGAGUAUUGUGGUAAAAGUUUUACCUUAAAGAAACGUCUUCAGCUGCACCUCAAACACCACCCUCAGUGUAACGUUUGUGAGAAAAGAUUUCAAAGUCUUUCCAGUUUAAAGAUACACCUUAUGGUGCACACAGGUGAAAAACCAUUUGGCUGUGAUCGUUGUGGUCAAAGAUUUAACCUGAAGGGGAAUUUGAAGAAACACAUGGGCGUCCACACAGGAGAGAAACCUUUUAGUUGUGAAGUUUGUGGUCUAAGAUUUGCCCGAAGGACCCAUGUUAAGAUACACAUGAGAGUCCACACAGGAAAGAAAAAAUUUGGCUGUGAUUUUUGUGGUACAGGCUUCAGUUGUCAAAAAAGCUUGAACAUGCAUCUAAGACUCCACGCGGGUGAAAAGCCAUUUCUCUGUGAAUAUUGUGGUGAAAGAUUUAUUCUAAAUUCAGAUCUUCAGAAACACGUUGAGUUCCACACAGAAAAGAAACAGCUGAGGUGUGAUGUGAUGAAUGUUUCACCCAAGGAGGGACUUUAAGUUGCACAUGAGACUCCAUGAAAGUACAGACUGUUUUUGGCUGGUGUGAAACUGAGCGUGGGUUGUCGUUGUACAGAUGAGGGUGGCAGGCUGAGGGAUUGAAUAAUCUGCAAUAGAAAGCCAGAAAUGGGAACUUAAAGCUUCUUUUCUGUGGACGACAGCGCACAUCGCUGAGAUACUCUAUGUGGUCUGAUUUCAUAAGACGUCAUUGCUGUUAGAGAUUUAGUUUUUUGUCUGUAUUUAUUUAUUUAAUAUUGGUACAAACAAUGUUUAACAAUGUUUGACGAGUCAAAAAUAAAAUGUUGCUGUACGUUGUGAUGUACGUACAUUUGUUUUUCUUACUGUUAAAGCUCAACAUAGACUGAUUUAUUACUACUUUCUACAUCAGUUAUAACUACAUUAAUUUAAAACUAAGGAUGCACCGAUUUCACUUUUUUUUUAACCCAGUACAAGUACUUUGUGUACUUGUCAGUACGAAGUACCAAUAUGAGUACUUAUAAGUCCCAUUACAGCUCAGUGGGAAGGUGUGUGAACCAGGACGUCUGAUGGGACGACUAAGUCGUUUAAUUGUGUG